Messenger RNA from Phycomyces blakesleeanus NRRL 1555(-), 453 nucleotides. RefSeq lists its product as hypothetical. The coding region runs from base 1 to 453 and encodes 150 amino acids. The record is from RefSeq and is a predicted model, not a curated record. The transcript has a single exon. NCBI's taxonomy places the organism in Eukaryota, Fungi, Mucoromycota, Mucoromycetes, Mucorales, Phycomycetaceae. Gene Ontology annotation, molecular function: structural molecule activity.
AUGUACAGCCAUUGGGAUUCUAGAGCACAGACCGUCAGUAAGCUCAAGUGGUACAAACUUUCCGAUUUGAUCAAUUACUGUCAUGGUGUGCGCGAUUAUGUAAUUGGGAGUACUGCAAAAUUGUCGUUGUCGUAUAUGCCAAAGCUUCAAGCACAAGAAAUAUUCUUUGGCCAACGAUUGAGGUUUCCCGAAGAUGAAAUUUACCUGUCUGAAGGUGUCGGUGAAUGGAACAUUCGUAUCGAUCGGCUCGCACUCAUCCUCAGUACUCUCUUCAGCACCAACAAAAUCGAGAGAAAAUAUCCAGACAUAACAACCCAAGGUGAAGCUGAACUUGUGGUUCUGAGCUGUAUUGAUGAUAUCCUCAAGGCCAUAGAGCUUCAUAAUGAUGUCUUUGACCAGGUUGAAUUUGAAAGGCGCUAUGAAUUAGCUUGGGGAGUGUUUUCCUCAGAAUAG